Molecule: messenger RNA, 3723 nt
Organism: Ectocarpus sp. CCAP 1310/34
Lineage: Eukaryota; Phaeophyceae; Ectocarpales; Ectocarpaceae
Source: the annotation of a GenBank genome assembly
AUGGGGGAGGGACGUGAGGCCACCGGGCAAGGGAGGGGGCGGGGGGCGUUGGGGGGGGGCGCGGCCGAACAGGGGCUGGAAGAGGGGCCUCACCGGGCCGUGAUCAAGGAGCGGCUGCAGCACAAGGGGCGGCUUUGCUCGUUCGCCAGCCGGCACCCUCCUUAUCCCGGGUUGGAUGGCAGCGGACGCCGACACCCGUUGUUGACGUGUAGCCGCCUAUGAGGCUCUCUUUGGUUUGUUUUCUACGACACUCAGAGUAGGACAAAACAAGCUCAAGAGUCGUCAGUUUUUACGUGGAGUGGAUACGUACCCUGUUGCACGUUGCUUGUUGAUAGUAGCGUAGGCAACGGUGGCGUUAUAGCAUGCCAAUGGGGCGGGGGGGGGCGGCGGGGGGCGUUUGACCGGAAACCGGGGAUGGAUGUCGUGAUUCUGUCCCCGGGUGACCUCCUUUUUUUUUUUUUUGCGACAAAUGUUUCUCAUUCAUGUCUGAAUGCUCCCUCCAAAAUUUAUGUCGUGGGGAUGUAUGAACAGUCCAGAAUAGACUAUCCAGGGUUAGUGGUGUACGGGGCUGAUUCUUGCCGUAGCGGCGCACAAAAUACCGAAAAUAUACCCAUUUUUGAACAGCUAUUUUUUGACCGUAACAAAUUCGGUGUGAUUUUUUUUUUGGUGGCCGGCCAUUGACAGGAGCAGCCCGUUUAUGCCCCAAACCUAUUAUUUUUAUUCGUUUUCGAUGCACAUAUCACGCCGUACAGGAAAACGGAGGCAAAUCCCGCCCCCCACAUCUGCGUCGAUAACCCAGGGAUAUCCAAUUUUCAUCCCCUGAAGGCACCGAAACAAGAAAAACUUGGUUUUUCUUCACGACCAUUGUGUUGGGUGCAUGUGUGCCAAAUCUUGGGUCUUGAAACGGUUUCAAACCCCCGCAAUCAACCAAUCGUCAAAAUGGUUGUUAAUACCCCCCAGGCCGUUUUACCCUCGAGACUUCAACUUCAACUUGGGCAAACGGAAACAGUUGUGCCUCGUCAUUAUCGACAUUUUUUCUUUUUUGACAGAUAGGUGGUGAUGUUAGCUAUCGUUCGAUACCUAAAUAUAUUCGUAGUUGGUUUUGCUGUCGAAGAACGAGCUUUUGGCGCGGGGGGUGGCUUAGGUGGUUGUUAAUACCCGCCGCUACUCUAAACUAAGCUCGACCGCGAAUCUCGUAGACGACGUGUCAUACGCUAGCGUGAUCGAUCAUUCGGGUGGCUCAGUUCUGUGUGAUAGGAGUGUAGAGCAGCUCAGCCAUGACGGGCCGUAGAUGGGUAGAAAACGUGGUGGAAAACGUAUUGUAUUCUUCGGGGGAGUGCUCGCGCUCGCAAAUUUGUCACGGGAUCAAGCACCCGUCACGCACAUCACGCUCAAACUACCAAACGGAUCUCUCUGAACCUCCAUCAAACUCUUCUCGCUUCCAAGGAAAAUACCCAGAAAGUUCUGAUUCCUCCGCAUCUCAUCACUGCAAUUAAUUAUUUCCGCACGUACGUACCGAAGAUAUCCCGUCAUACUAUGCUACGAGUACCCCCAAAUGUAUAUCGAAUAGCUCCACCAUGGGUUGCUACCCCACUUACGCUCCCGAGUAGACCUAUCUNAUAGGAGUGUAGAGCAGCUCAGCCAUGACGGGCCGUAGAUGGGUAGAAAACGUGGUGGAAAACGUAUUGUAUUCUUCGGGGGAGUGCUCGCGCUCGCAAAUUUGUCACGGGAUCAAGCACCCGUCACGCACAUCACGCUCAAACUACCAAACGGAUCUCUCUGAACCUCCAUCAAACUCUUCUCGCUUCCAAGGAAAAUACCCAGAAAGUUCUGAUUCCUCCGCAUCUCAUCACUGCAAUUAAUUAUUUCCGCACGUACGUACCGAAGAUAUCCCGUCAUACUAUGCUACGAGUACCCCCAAAUGUAUAUCGAAUAGCUCCACCAUGGGUUGCUACCCCACUUACGCUCCCGAGUAGACCUAUCUGCCGAAAGUUUGGCCAACAACUCCUUACUGCUUUCUACUCGCCUCUCUCUCCAAUCGAAAACAAUGCGUUGUGCGUGCCGCACGUCUGGCUCCGCAGCUUUUGCGUGGUUGGUCUGGUCGUCCAGCUUGCUCGACGUGAGUAAUAAGCUUUGCUUUGAUGGCUCUAUGUUUUAUUGAUCCACUUCAAGCAACGACCACCCACCCCCCCUCCACCGUCCGUCCGAUCCAUUUUGGAUCUCACUGAGGAGAGUUUUGGGGUUUCUUGGCUCUAAGCCCUCCACCGCCCAAUGGGGAACUUUAGUAUGUUUUUAAUGUCGCACCAAUAAUAGGGAUAAAGCCGUUCACCUUAGGUAAGCUUUAUUCGAUAAAGGCUGACCAUUUGACUACGUGCAAAGAUGACUGUGCACGUAGUCAAAUGGUCAGCCUUUAUCGAAUAAGCUUGUGCUUACUUUGGACUGUACCCUCCUCAUCCUCUGGGGGAAGUAAAGGGGGGGGGAGGCGCAUGGCCAUUAUUUGUCAGAGGGGGUUCGGAUACGGGUUGGGGGUCGGGUCUAUGUGUACUGCAUUCUCGAAUUGUCCCCUCACUUUAGCUACUGCUGUGGAUUUUCAGUAUACAGCUAUCCUCACUCAACGCUUCUAUGUGUCCGGCAAUCCAAUACAAAUCAACCUGUGAGGUUUCAGUAUGCAGCUUUCUUCAUUCACUCCAUGCGUCUAUGUGUCCGGCAGUCGCAAACGUCACUCAACCCGUUAGGUCUCAACAUGCAGCUAUCCUUACUAAAAGCGUCUAUGUGUUUGGCUCUAGCCAACAUCACUCAACUCGUGAGGUUUCAGCAUGUAGCUAUCCCCACUCAGCGCGCCUAUGUGUCUGGCAAACUCAAAACUAAUCCAUCUGUGAGGUUUCAGUAUGCAGCUAUACUCACUCAACACGUCUAUGUGUCUGGGAAACUCACAACCAAUGCAUCCGUGAGGUUUCAGUAUGCAGCUAUACUCACUCAACACGUCUAUGUGUCUGGGAAACUCACAACCAAUGCAUCCGUGAGGUUUCAGUAUGCAGCUAUACUCACUCAACACGUCUAUGUGUCUGGGAAACUCACAACCAAUGCAUCCGUGAGGUUUCAGUAUGCAGCUAUACUCACUCAACACGUCUAUGUGUCUGGGAAACUCACAACCAAUGCAUCCGUGAGGUUUCAGUAUGCAGCUAUCCUCACUCAACAAGACUGUGUCCGGCAAUCUCCAUCACAAAUCACCUGUGAGGUUCAGUAUAUGUCUAUCCUCACUCAAUGCGUCUAUGUGUCCGGNUACUAAAAGCGUCUAUGUGUUUGGCUCUAGCCAACAUCACUCAACUCGUGAGGUUUCAGCAUGUAGCUAUCCCCACUCAGCGCGCCUAUGUGUCUGGCAAACUCAAAACUAAUCCAUCUGUGAGGUUUCAGUAUGCAGCUAUCCUCACUCAACACGUCUAGGUGUCUCGCAAUCUCCAAUACAAACAACCUGUGAGGUUCAAUAUGUGUCUAUCCUCAUUCAACGCGUCUAUGUGUCCGGCACUCCAACAUCACUCAACCCGUGGGGUUCCAGCAGCUAUCCCCACGCAACCCGUCUAUGUGUCUGGCAAUCUCAAACCUCCCCUUUCCGUGGGGUUUCAGUAUACAGCUAUAAUCACUCAACACGUCUAUGUGUCCGGCAAUCUCCUACAUUUCUCAACCUGUGAGGUUUCCGUAAACAUCUAUCCUCACUCCACUCCG